AUGUCAUUGGAACAUAUAGCACCGCUGGAUCUGGAGAACCGGCCCCAGCGGGCAAUCGCCAGAUACAAGAGCCUGGAGGCUCUGAGAGGCCGCAAAGACAGCUAUCCGCCGCUCCGAAACAGUGUGAUCCAAGAAACGCAGGACGAUUCGGCUCUGGACCUCGAACUGUCGGAACACAGUGACCCAAACGACACCAACGACCCCAACGACACCAACAACUCCAACGACACAAGCCUGUUCGCCACAGAUCUCUCGCCAGCAGCAUCGGCACCCGUGCUGGGAACAGUGCCGCCACUCAUUCCGCCUAUCGUCACAAACACAACCCCAUUCUCUGUGCCCAUCAGUCCUCGUCUGAGCACAUCCUCCAGUCCUCGGUUUUCGCCUCGGUUUUCGCCCUCCUCGCUCGCAAACACUCUCGCAUCUUCCCUCAGCAUCAGCCCGACUCUCGGAUCCACCGUUAUGGAACUUCCGACCGCCCUCGCCCGCAAACUCUCCCGCCGAGGCCUUUCGACAAGCCCCCCUUUCCGAAGCAGAAGCAGCAGCUGCCCCAGCGUGGAAAUGCCAAUCACACGACACAAAAACUCGGAGGAACAAUCGGCCGGAAACGUGGCCACAGUAUCGUCUAUUCUCUCCUCUGAAUCAGCAGAGGUCACGGUGCCGCUCGUUCUACAGCAGGGAAUGCCUUUUCUACGUAUCACACACAAGAAAAAGGUGCAACGCAUGUUCAAAAUCGACCCUGUUACAGGAAAGGUGUCGUGGGACGACAAGAAGGCCAGUGCAUGUUUCUCGGUUGACACCAUCUGUGAGAUUUCGCUGCAGGAAAACGCCCGCAACCACAGAGAAGAACUCAAAGUCUCGUCCAACCACGAAUCACGAUGGGUCACCAUCACCUACAUGAAGAACAAGCGCCGCAAGCCGCUUCAUCUGGUUGCCCCGACCAAGGAGGAGUUUACGUUGUUCGUUGACGCUCUGCAAAACCUAGUGUAUUUUCGCCAGGAGCUGAUGCGGGGCUUCCAGUCCUCGAAUCCCAAGAUUGCCUCUGUGCACUGGAAGUCGUACGCAGCCAAGGAGCAGGGUGAGGAGAGACUCACAUUCGAAGCCGUUCAGCGUCUCGCUCAACGACAUCACGUGCUCUGCUCAAAGGCAUAUCUCAAGUCUAAAUUUGAUGAGGCCGAUGUCGACAAGUCCGGCUUUCUGGAGUUCAACGAGUUCAAGAUCUUUGUGAAGCUGCUAAAACGACGCCCAGAGAUUGUCACCUUGUACUACCAGACUCUUGGCAAGCCUGAACCAGCCAACAUCUGGAGUGAUGAUCGUAUGACUCGAGACGAUCUGCUUGGGUUCCUUGAUCACGUGCAGAGAACCCGGUUUGAGCCCCAUAUCUUUGAGAAGAUCUGGGCCAAAUUCGCCCCCAAAGACGACACAUUCGACUCCUCGCUCGAUUACUGGACAGUUGAUUCGUUCAACGAUUUCCUUCUGUCUUCCUACAAUCUGUUUGUCAAGCCAGAGACGAAUCUCAACCGACCACUCAACGAGUACUACAUCUCCACGUCUCACAAUACGUAUCUGAUUGGUCGUCAGGUUGCAGACACCUCGUCUGAAGAAGGGUACAUCCGAGCUCUACAAUCUGGCUGUCGAUCGGUCGAGAUUGAUAUCUGGGACGGACCCGAUGACCGUCCGGUAGUAAAGCACGGCCGAACAUUCACCUCAUCGGUGUCUGUGGAAGACGUGUGCUCUGCCAUUCGAAAGUACGGGUUCAUUGCAUCCCCCAACCCUUUGAUUCUUUCCUUGGAAAUCCACUGCUCAGCCUCUAAUCAGCUCAAGGUAGUCGAUAUUCUCAAGGGCACUUUUGGCGAGAAUCUGGUCACUCAACCUCUUGUUCCUGGGGCUCUCAAUCUCCCGUCGCCUCAUGAGCUCAAACAUCGAGUUCUUAUUAAGGUGAAGGCCGGCAGAGAGCCCGUUGCAGGCGAUAAAAAUAAUGGUGCCUCAUUCUCGUCGUCCUACACAUCCUCUUCUACUACCACAGCCUCUGAGUUUGACGACUUGAGCGGUACUCCUUCCGUUUCAGGCGGAGGAAAAAGAAAGGACACGAGUGGCACGACCAAGAAGAUUGUUCCCGCUCUGGGCGAGCUAGGUGUUUAUGUCCAAGGUCUCAAGUUCCGAAACUUUGCAUUCCCGGAAUCCAAGACCACUAACCAUUGCUUUUCCUUCUCCGAGCGAAAAUUCAUUUCCAUCUGCAAGGACCCCGAGAACAGGGAGCAGAUGAUGAAACACAAUCGACGAUACUUGACGCGAAUAUACCCCUCGGGCUACCGUGUCAAAUCGUCUAACCUCAACCCGCUCUAUUUCUGGCAGAAUGGAGCGCAGAUGGUGGCUCUUAACUGGCAGACAUACGAUCUGCCGGCCCAGCUGAAUGACGCCAUGUUUGCUGCGCGGGGAGGAUAUGUGCUAAAGCCACCGUAUCUUCGUCACCUCAAAAGUCCCCGAUCAGGCCAUUCUGUGAACUUGUCUUUCAUCUCUGCGCAACAGCUGCCUCGACCAAAGGAUCUGGGAAAGUCGUCUUUUGAUCCGUACAUUGUGGCUCAGCUGCACGGGCCUGGUGAGAACCACAAGUUGAAGACAUCGCCAGUUAUUGACAAUGGCUUCAACCCUCGCUGGAACAAGGACUGGAGUCUGUCUUUGAGUCCCGAAGACUACGAGUUUUCUUUUGUUCAGAUCACGCUGUACACUCAGGACCGUCCCUUCGCGGUUUCCUGUCUGAGACUGUCGUCGCUCAAUGAGGGAUAUAGACACGUGCCAUUGAACGACCUACAGGGGGAGGAGUAUCUGUUCUCUACCUUGUUUAUGAAGGUGUCCAAGAUCUCCAACUAG
This is a messenger RNA of Yarrowia lipolytica CLIB122, 2868 nucleotides long. RefSeq lists its product as uncharacterized. NCBI's taxonomy places the organism in Eukaryota, Fungi, Ascomycota, Dipodascomycetes, Dipodascales. Gene Ontology annotation, molecular function: phosphatidylinositol-4,5-bisphosphate phospholipase C activity; calcium ion binding. Gene Ontology annotation, biological process: release of sequestered calcium ion into cytosol; lipid metabolic process; phosphatidylinositol-mediated signaling. The record is from RefSeq and is a predicted model, not a curated record.